AUGUGGGAGGAUGUCGAUGUAAUUCAUACCUUUUAUGCUUUUUACUUUGACAAAGUUGCUGAAUCAACCAGCCAUUCCAAUUCCAAUAACUCUAAAUUUGGGAGAAAUCAAGUUGUUGCCGUUGUUUUCACCAUUAGUGGAGUUUUCCUGAUCAUUAUAAGCUUCACUGUUUAUUGGAAGAGAAAAACUGCAUCAACUCAUCUCGGAGCAACACUUGUAGAAAGCAAUCUCAAUACCAAAACAAAUAAUGAAGCUAAUCACAACCAGGAAGAUACGUAUGCAGAAGCACAGGAAGGAAUUUAUGAUAAAUCCGGAGACAGUCGUCAUAAAAAAGUCGAAAAUUCUGAGCAUUUUGAUACAACAAAAAAUCUGAAAACUGCAUCAACUCAUCUCGGAGCAACACUUGGCGAAAGCAGUCACAAUACCAAAACAAAUAAUGAAGCUAAUCACAACCAGGAAGAUACGUAUGCAGAAGCACAGGAAGGAAUUUAUGAUAAAUCCGGAGACAGUCGUCAUAAAAAAGUCGAAAAUUCUGAGCAUUUUGAUACAACAAAAAAUCUGAACAAAGAAAAUAGCAAUGCAGAAAACAAAUCAUCAGAUAAAGGUCAUCAUAUUGUAUGCAACAUCAACCCAACGUUUGAAAGUGAUAGUAUAUCGAGUGGAGAAGAACAAAAUAAAGUAGCAAUGGUUUCCUCAACCAGUCGAUCGUUUGAUUCUACUGAAGAACACAAACAAAAAGAAACUACAAAAGCGGAAACAAAAGACUGGAUUAACUUAAGUCAUAAAGAAGAUGAUUAUGAGUAUUCUAAUACAUCCAGAAGUCUCAAGGAACAGCAUACCAAUGGCAAUCCAGAAUCUUCAAUAAGAAAUGAUCAGACAAACUCGUACACAAAUCAAACAUUUGAGAGAGAAGAAAAUCAAGAAGUGGAUGGAGAAAGAAAUAAAAAAAAAAACGACAAACAGUUCAAAAACGGUGACGCAAAUGAAGGAAGUACCGAUCAAGCCGAAACAUCGAAAGGAGACACUAUUCAUUGAAUGCUGAUCAGAUAUUUAUUCCUUUUCAGAUGUUAUUUCUUUUUAUUAAUAACCAGUGUAAAUGAGUUUUCAUAUCAUUAUGCUAAUAUACAAUACGUGAAAUCAUUAAUAUAAUCCAAAUAUUACUCCGUACACUACCGUAUAUGCAAAGCGUGAAAUACGUAUCAUAAGUCAUUGAAGGACUGACAUGUAACACAAGAACGCAAAGAGAUAAAAGGUAAAAUGGCAAAUAACAAUAAUUCCAAAUACCACGCAUGAAAACUUAGAUGGAAAACAUUUUAACACCAGAUUUGACAGAUCAAUAAAUGAACACAAUUAUGUGCGAAGAUAAAUAUGUCCAACUUAUUGCACCUGUCGUCUUGCUUGUGACAUAUUUACAUGCUUAUAGCUUGCUGUUCGGUGUGAGCAAAGGUUCUAUAAUGGUUUACCUUUAUAAAUUUUCACUUGGAUGGAGAGUUGUCUCAUUGGCACUCAUACCACAUCUUCUUAUAUCUAUGUAUAACGGAGAUAAUACCUUUUAUUUUGUGAAAGUUAUCAGCUUGAACAGGCGUCCUGAAUUGUGUAAAUAUUCACUAACUAUUAUUAACAAAAGUUUUAAUUUAUCAUUCACGUGUUUAAAUGAAGUUUAAUGUUGAAUGUAAAUACGUCAUAUUUUUUAUAUGUUUUGGGUAUCAUUAUCAUAAAUUUGUAAACUACCAUACUGCUUAGGUCAUUCUCUAUAUUCAAUAAAAACUCUCAGACAAAACUAAUUG
Molecule: messenger RNA, 1787 nt
Organism: Mytilus californianus (California mussel)
Lineage: Eukaryota; Metazoa; Mollusca; Bivalvia; Mytilida; Mytilidae
Product: GATA zinc finger domain-containing protein 14-like
Exons: 7
Coding region: 1-1035 (344 amino acids)
Source: RefSeq, a predicted model, not a curated record